Messenger RNA from Adineta steineri, 564 nucleotides. The record is from the annotation of a GenBank genome assembly. NCBI's taxonomy places the organism in Eukaryota, Metazoa, Rotifera, Eurotatoria, Adinetida, Adinetidae.
AUGGUCUCUGCGUAUCAUGUUUACACAUUUUUGAUGAUUUCUGGUGUGUUAUUAAUCAGUAUUGGUUUUAUUAGUACUGCUAAUUAUAUAAAGAUACGAAAUAAACGUCGUCAAUAUAUGAAUACUACUUGUCUUCUUACAAAUUAUGAAUGUAUUGAUCGACAAUGUAGAUCUUGUGUUUCAGCCAACGGUUGGAGAGGAAAAUCUUGUGAAUUCUAUCAAUGCUGGGAUGAAUAUCUUACAAUAUUGUAUUCUAUUUCAAAUGGAACCAGCAUGAAAACCAGUCUUGCUUUUAACAGUAUUCGUGAAUGUACUCAACAUAUAAAGAGUGGCAAUAAUUAUACAUGUUUCUAUCAAAAAUUAGAUGUUAAUUCAAUUGAAUUGGAUUUACCCGAUGGAAGAGUUUGGAUUAUUUUAAUGAUUACGUCUUUCAGUCUUUUUGGCAUUGUAAUUAUUUUCGGUUUACUAUUUCGAUUUUUUAAUAGAACCGAAGUAGACAUUACUCUCCGUCCCCGACAAGAUUCCAUUAUGCUUGAAGAACGUCAACACUUGAAUUCAAAUUGA